AUGAACAAGCUGCAAAGACUGCUUCAGAGCAAGAUCCUGAUCCUGACAAUAUGUGCCGCUGGGAUUGGAGGCACUUUCCAAUAUGGUUACAACAUCUCCAUCAUCAAUGCUCCAACUUCAUACAUCCAGAUGUUCAUGAAUGAAACCUGGCUGGAGCGCACAGGCGUUCCCCUUGAGAGCAACGUAAUCCUGCUGCUGUGGUCUUUCACCGUCUCUGCGUACCCCCUGGGAGGGCUCACUGGGGCUGUUGUUGCUGGUCCCAUGGCCAUCAUGCUGGGAAGGAAGAUGUCCCUGCUGCUGAACAAUGCCUUUGUGAUCAUAGCUGCAGUCUUGUCAGGAUUCAGUCGAAUGGCAAAAUCCUUUGAAAUGAUUAUGCUCGGCAGAUUUUUUACUGGCGUGAAUGCAGGUGUCAGCAUGAACAUUCAGCCGAUGUAUCUGGCAGAAAGUGCUCCAAAGAAGCUCAGAGGUGCUGUGGCAUUGACUUCUGCAUCGUUUACAGCCCUGGGGUUGGUGCUGGGACAGGUUGUUGGACUCAGGGAGCUACUAGGAGGGGAGGAGAGCUGGCCGUUCCUUUUAGCUAGCAAUGUGGUGCCUGCCCUGAUCCAGCUCACAGCUCUGCCUUGGUUCCCUGAAAGUCCCAGAUACCUCUUGAUUGACCGUGGAGAUGAAGAAUCCUGCAUCUCUGCGCUGCAGAAGCUCAGAGGCAACAGUGACCUGAGCGCAGAGCUGGAAGAGAUGCUGGCUGAACAGGCUGCUGUUAAAGGUCAGAGAGCGAAGAAUCCUUGGGAGCUCUUCCAAAACCCAGCUUUGAGGUGGCAGCUGACGAGCAUCGUUGUGCUGAGCAGUGCCAUGCAGCUCUGCGGCAAUGAUUCGAUGUAUUUUUAUGCAGCUUAUGUGUUCCAAGAGGCUGGAAUUCCUCAGGACAAAAUCCCAUACGUUGUGAUUGGCACAGGGAGCUGUGAGCUGAUCACGUCUGUCACUUGUAAUAUGAUUAUAGACUACGCUGGUCGAAGGCCACUGCUCCUGGGAGGAUAUAUCUUUAUGGCAGGAUGGGCCAUUGUCUUCAUGGUCGCUCUGAGCCACCAGACUCAGAUUAGCUGGAUGCCUUAUCUCAGCAUGGCCUGCAUUUUCGCCUAUAUCCUGAGCUUUGGAAUCGGACCAGCUGGUGUAACAGGAGUUCUGCCCACGGAGGUUUUUGAUCAAAUGUCCCGGCCAGCUGCUUACAUGAUCUGUGGCUCUCUGCUCUGGUUCAACCUAUUUCUGGUUGGAACAGCCUUUCCAUUCAUUGUGAAAAGUCUAGAACAUUUCUGCUACAUCCCAUUCCUUGUGGUCUGCAUCUGCACUGCACUCUACGUUGGGUUUUUCCUUCCUGAGACAAAGGGAAAAUCCUUCCUGGAAAUCUCAGAGGAGUUCAAGAAACGGAACUUCAAAGCUAAGACCCGUGCGGCUUUUUAUAAAGGCCCUGAAGAGAUCAAAUCCACCAUGUUGUAG
Messenger RNA from Apaloderma vittatum (bar-tailed trogon), 1491 nucleotides. RefSeq names its product solute carrier family 2, facilitated glucose transporter member 11-like. Gene Ontology annotation, molecular function: hexose transmembrane transporter activity. The transcript is spliced from 12 exons. The coding region runs from base 1 to 1491 and encodes 496 amino acids. Gene Ontology annotation, cellular component: membrane. The record is from RefSeq and is a predicted model, not a curated record. NCBI's taxonomy places the organism in Eukaryota, Metazoa, Chordata, Aves, Trogoniformes, Trogonidae. Gene Ontology annotation, biological process: monosaccharide transmembrane transport.